AUGCCUAAGCAAGUCGUCAUCCUCGGCGGUGGUCCCGCCGGCGUCAACAUCGCCCACAAGAUCCUCAAGCGCAGCCUACCCACCCUAGCCGAUCUCAAAGUCAUCCUCGUCUCCCCCAACACCCACACCUACUGGCCCGUCGGUGCCGUCCGCGGCGUCAUCCCCGGCGAGUUCGCCGACGACAUCCUCUUCCACCCCAUCCAGGCCGGCUUCGCCAAGUACAAGCCCGACAACUUUGAGUUCCUCGAGGGCAAGGCCACCGCCCUCGACGUCGCCGCCAACUCCGUCCAGGUCGAGACCCCGCCGGCGGCGUCCAGACCUUGCCCUACGACCAGCUCAUCGUCGCCACCGGCGCCCGCACCGCCUCUGGUGUGCCUCAAGGUCGGCGCCGCCAAGACCAUUGUCGUCGCCGGCGGUGGGCCCGCGGGCGUAGAGACCGCGGGCGAGAUCGCCGCCAAGUACGGCGCUGAGAAGAAGGUCACCCUCGUCGUCGCCGCCGACGCUCUCCUCAAGGGCUGGAAGCCCGCCGUCGGUCAGGCCGCUGAGGCUAACCUCAAGAGCCUCGGCGUCACGGUCAUCAAGGGCGCGCGCGCCACCACCGCGUUCGAGAACAAUGGCGCCGUCGGCGAGGUCGCCCUCUCCAACGGCGAGACCAUCGCCACCGACCUCUUCAUCCCCUCGUCGGCGUCCCUUGCCCAGGACAAGUCCCUGCGCGUCUCCGGCACCAAGAACGUCUGGGCCGUCGGCGACGUCGGCAGCCUCGAGACCAAGCAGCAGCUUCGCAUCGAUCCCCAGGUCGCCAGCCUGUGGAAGAACGUCGAUGCUGCCCUGCGCGAUCCCGCCGCCGUGCCCUCCGACCACAAGCUCUUUAGCUGGUUCGCCUCCAUGGUCAAGGGCAAGACCCUGUUUACCGAACACUCGGCCGCUUACAUGAAUGGCGGCAAGGCGUAG
Messenger RNA from Parascedosporium putredinis, 951 nucleotides. The record is from the annotation of a GenBank genome assembly. Lineage: Eukaryota; Fungi; Ascomycota; Sordariomycetes; Microascales; Microascaceae.